AGUGGGUGUGUGAGCGGGACGUGGGGGCAGAGGGGGGAGGAAGAUGGAACGUGCAGAAGUUGCUCAUAACCGGUGCAGCGCGCGGCGGGUCCAACCUCUCCACGGUCGGGAGCGCAGAGGGACAUGUUGCCCGGAUCGUAAGGCUUCACAGACGUCUGCAGCGGGUUACUGACAACGCUUCGGUCAUCGGCGGCGUCGUUUUUAUUCACGCGAAGCAUCGUCAGGCGCCGACGUCUCGAUGAAUUUCUCCGUGAAAGUAACAGACGUCCUCCUGCUGGUGCUCCUCGCAGCGCACGGCUGUUUCUCUUCCAAGGGAGAGGACAGAUUAUUUCGGAGGUUGUUCAGGAGGUACAACCAGUUCAUCCGACCAGUGGAGAAUGUGUCUGAUCCAGUCACAGUGGAGUUUGAGGUCUCCAUGUCCCAACUUGUCAAAGUGGAUGAGGUGAAUCAGAUAAUGGAAACUAAUCUGUGGCUGAGGCAUGUCUGGAACGACUACAAACUGAAAUGGGCCCCUGUUGAGUACGAUGGGAUUGAGUUUAUAAGGGUCCCUUCCAACAAAAUUUGGAGGCCGGACAUUGUUUUGUACAACAAUGCUGUAGGUGACUUCCUUGUGGAAGACAAGACCAAGGCCCUGCUGAGGUUCGAUGGCACCAUCACCUGGAUUCCUCCGGCUAUUUUCAAAUCCUCCUGCCCGAUGGAUAUCACCUACUUUCCCUUCGACUACCAGAACUGCUCCAUGAAGUUUGGCUCCUGGACGUAUGACAAGGCCAAGAUUGACCUGGUGCUGAUUGGCUCAAAGGUGAACCUGAAAGACUUCUGGGAAAGUGGAGAGUGGGAGAUCAUUGACGCACCGGGAUAUAAACAUGACAUUAAGUACAACUGCUGCGAAGAGAUCUACCCGGACAUCACCUACUCCUUCUACAUCCGCCGCCUGCCCCUCUUCUACACCAUCAACCUCAUCAUCCCCUGCCUCCUCAUCUCCUUCCUCACAGUCCUGGUCUUCUACCUGCCGUCUGACUGCGGCGAGAAGGUCACCCUGUGUAUCUCCGUGCUCCUCUCUCUCACCGUGUUCCUGCUGGUCAUAACUGAGACCAUCCCGUCGACGUCGCUCGUCAUCCCCCUGAUCGGCGAGUACCUCCUCUUCACCAUGAUUUUCGUCACCCUCAGCAUCGUCAUCACUGUCUUCGUGCUCAACGUGCACUACCGCACCCCCAUGACUCACACUAUGCCGGAGUGGGUGAGGUCUGUGUUCCUUGGGGUGCUGCCCAGGGUGAUGCUGAUGAGGCGGCCAAUCGACCAGGGCUGCUCCUCCCCUGGCGGUGUGACGGGAGUGGCCGGAAGGGGACGGAAGAGCGCGGGAAUCAGGAAGAGAAAGAACAGCAUAGGAGGAGGCAGUGGCACAGGAAGUGGCUCAGGAAGCGUAAGCAUUGGGGGUAUAACUGGGGGUGUAGCGUGCGCACCACUGGAGGCCGGGCCGGCAGGAGGAGGAGGAGGAGCUGCGGCUGCCUCAGCUGGGGGCUCCAUGAACUGUGUGGAGUAUGGUGAGAGGAACCGGGACAUGAACCGGAGGUGCCCCUACAGAGGCAAAGAGGUACCGACUCCUGUCCCACCCUCGAUGCUGCCACCUCCCCCUCCCCCCCCUCCUCCUCCUCCUCCUCCUCCUCCUCAUCCCUCCCAACAGGCCCCCCCAACCCAGGGACCUCAGGAGUCAGAGUUGCCCAAGGCGCCUCGGCCGUUGAAUGUCCCUUCGCCUGUCAACGCUGUGGUUGCCUUCUCCGUGGUGUCGCCAGAGAUCAAGCAAGCCAUAGAGAGCGUGAGGUACAUCGCAGAGAACAUGAGGACUCGCAACAAAGCCAAAGAGGUGGAAGACGACUGGAAGUAUGUGGCCAUGGUCAUCGACAGGAUCUUCCUGUGGGUUUUUGUGACAGUUUGUGUUUUGGGAACAGUGGGACUCUUCCUCCAGCCACUAAUCAGCUUCUGGAAAUGAGAAAGUUUUUUUUGUCCUGCUUCUUUCUCUCUCUUUUGGUCCACUUCUGUCUCUCUGAGUAGUCGACUUGAAUUACUUUGGGAAUUAAACCUCCUGCAGCUCUUUCAAUUCAAACAGAACAGUCUUGUCUCUCAUCUGUGUCUCAUGCUCUUCACUGGGACUCAAUCAUCAGCGUUCAGUCAUAGUUUUCAGCUGUCUUAUUUCCUUAAAUGAUUCAUCUCAUCUUGGCCUCGCCCUCUGAACGUGCGCGCCGUGCUGUUCUCCACUCUCUUCCGCUCCAUCACCAAGUCUUCCUUUCCUUUCUCCUCUCCUGUGCCACGUGUCGACCUGACGCUGCCUACAAAAGGUCUUUAACGCUGUCUCCUGUCACCCAUUGUGUUUAUUCUUUUUUUCUUUUAUGUCUUUUAUUAAAAACUACUAUUCAUUCAUUGGUAUUAUUCAGUCAUUCUACAAUGUGUCUAACACUUUCAGGUAAUUAUUGACGUAUUAUCAACAAUUUGAAGAACCUCUUAACAAUCAAAUGGCUGAGAAAGAAGAACGUGAAUAACUUUGAAUAAUAGUUUUGGAGUAGGAC
Messenger RNA from Pungitius pungitius (ninespine stickleback), 2561 nucleotides. RefSeq names its product neuronal acetylcholine receptor subunit alpha-3-like. The transcript has 7 exons. Gene Ontology annotation, molecular function: transmembrane signaling receptor activity; acetylcholine-gated monoatomic cation-selective channel activity. The record is from RefSeq and is a predicted model, not a curated record. The coding region runs from base 239 to 1987 and encodes 582 amino acids. Gene Ontology annotation, cellular component: neuron projection; postsynaptic membrane; synapse. NCBI's taxonomy places the organism in Eukaryota, Metazoa, Chordata, Actinopteri, Perciformes, Gasterosteidae. Gene Ontology annotation, biological process: nervous system process; signal transduction; monoatomic ion transmembrane transport.